AUGAUUGUGAAAAGGGACAAAAAGGCAGCGACUGACUCCAACCAGUCCAGCUGCUUCCGGAUGACGCCCACGGGACUUGAUGUGGGGCUGCGUGAUCCCCGUCUGCAGGUGCAGCCUCCAGAGUCCAGGCGGUCUGCCUUCUGCGCUACGUCCUCGAACACUGAUCUAAGCACCCGAGCAGUAUCUCUGGCCCGGUGCAAAGUACAACCUGCUGCACCCUCUUACAUGAACGAGAAACCACCGCACCUCAUCUACGAGAAAUUUCUUGAACCGCACGUGCGCCCAUCUCUCAUCCGAACCAUGUCCUCCUGGGACUACAUUGCCAAACUCGUCUGCAUCGGCGACUCGGGCUGCGGCAAGUCCUCGCUCACCAUCCGCCUCUGCGAAGGUCGCUUCUCGCCACACCACGACGUGACCAUUGGCGUCGAGUUCGGCUCGCGCAUCGUCCCCGUCGGCCCUCCCCACAGCCAGCCAGCCCUCCCGUCCUCAGAGGAGGAGCAAGGCCUUCCCGAGCCGCGGCGCGAUGUCGCCCAGAAACACAUGAAGCUGAGCCUCUGGGACACGGCCGGGCAGGAGACGUACAAGAGCGUGACGAGGUCGUACUUCAGGGGGGCGAGCGGUGCCUUAUUGGUCUUCGACCUCAGUCGGCGGCAGACCUUUCAGCACGUCACCGACUGGCUAAACGACCUGCGCCAGAUCGCGGAGCCGGAUAUUGUCGUCAUACUCGUCGGGAACAAGGCCGAUCUGACGCAACGGGACGAGGGCAACAAGCGCGAGGUCACGCGGGAAGAAGCUGAGGAGUGGGCACGCAAGAACGGCGUGAUGGAAUAUGUCGAGACCAGUGCCAAAAGCGGGGAGAAUGUCGAGAAUGCAUUCAUGAGGGUUGCGGAGAGAAUAUACCAAAAUAUCCAGGCCGGCAAAUACGACCUCAACGACAGGAGGUCGGGGGUCAAAGGCCCAGGAGCAGGAAUCAAAGGCCAGGUGAAACUCUCAACGGACGCGAGCAAAUCAUCAGGAGGCAUGUGUUGCUGA
Molecule: messenger RNA, 1032 nt
Organism: Emericellopsis cladophorae
Lineage: Eukaryota; Fungi; Ascomycota; Sordariomycetes; Hypocreales; Bionectriaceae
Product: Ras-related protein RABB1b
Exons: 3
Coding region: 1-1032 (343 amino acids)
Biological process (GO): regulation of endocytosis
Cellular component (GO): endosome
Molecular function (GO): GTPase activity; GTP binding
Source: RefSeq, a predicted model, not a curated record